CUCCGGGCUGCGCCUCGCAGUGCGCGCUCCUUGCCCCUUUUGACGUGGCACCGGCUUCCCCCCUCAGCCAUGUUGGUUGCGUCGGCACCGCUCAGGCUGCUGGGUUCCCGUGUGAGGAGAGGCUGAAGCGAGCGGCGGAGGCGGCUGCUCCACUGGCUGAGCGACGCAGAAAUAAGAACGCAGUGAUGGCAACCUUCCUCGAGUUCAUUCAGCAGAAUGAAGACAGGGAUGGCGUUCGAUUCAGCUGGAAUGUAUGGCCUUCCAGUCGUCUUGAGGCUACAAGGAUGGUGGUUCCUGUGGCCUCUCUGUUUACACCAUUGAAAGAGCGGCCUGACUUGCCUCCCAUUCAGUACGAGCCAGUCCUGUGCAGCAGAACUACCUGCCGAGCUGUUCUAAAUCCAUUAUGCCAAGUGGAUUACCGAGCAAAACUAUGGGCUUGCAAUUUUUGUUACCAGAGAAACCAGUUUCCUCCUACAUAUGCAGGCAUAUCUGAGAUGAACCAGCCUGCAGAACUCUUACCUCAGUUUUCUAGCAUUGAAUAUGUAGUACAGCGUGGACCUCAGAUGCCUUUGAUAUUUCUUUAUGUUGUUGACACGUGUAUGGAAGAUGAAGACUUGCAAGCUUUGAAGGAAUCCAUGCAAAUGUCGUUAAGUCUCCUACCUCCAACUGCUUUGGUUGGACUUAUUACUUUUGGGAGAAUGGUGCAAGUUCAUGAGCUUGGCUGCGAGGGGAUUUACAAAAGUUAUGUUUUCAGAGGCACAAAGGAUCUGACUGCAAAACAGCUUCAGGAAAUGUUAGGACUUACAAAAAUGAAUGUUGCACAAGUGGGGCGUGGCCCUCAAGCUCAGCAGCCGCCACCAUCAAACAGGUUCUUACAGCCGGUCCAGAAAAUUGACAUGAAUCUCACUGAUCUUUUGGAUGAACUGCAACGUGAUCCUUGGCCUGUUCCCCAAGGGAAAAGACCUUUGCGGUCUUCUGGAGUGGCACUUUCCAUAGCUGUAGGACUGCUAGAGUGUACUUUUCCUAACACUGGUGCCCGUAUAAUGAUGUUUAUUGGCGGACCGGCUACACAGGGACCUGGGAUGGUUGUAGGAGAUGAACUUAAGGUGCCUAUAAGGUCUUGGCAUGACAUUGAAAAAGACAAUGCCAAAUAUGUAAAAAAGGGUACGAAGCAUUUUGAAGCUUUGGCAAAUCACGCUGCUACAACCGGUCACGUUAUUGACAUUUAUGCAUGUGCAUUAGAUCAGACUGGUCUUCUGGAGAUGAAGUGCUGUCCUAACUACACUGGGGGUUACAUGGUAAUGGGAGACUCUUUCAAUACAUCCCUGUUCAAACAAACCUUUCAGCGUGUGUUUACCAAAGAUGCACAGGGGCAAUUCAAGAUGGGAUUUGGAGGUACUUUAGAAAUCAAAACCUCAAGAGAAAUAAAGAUAUCUGGAGCUAUUGGACCUUGUGUAUCUCUCAAUUCUAAAGGGCCCUGUGUAUCAGAAAAUGAGAUAGGAACAGGAGGUACAUGUCAGUGGAAGAUUUGUGGACUUAAUCCUACCACAACCCUAGGAUUGUAUUUUGAGGUGGUUAAUCAGCACAAUGCUCCAAUUCCUCAGGGUGGGCGAGGUGCAAUCCAGUUUGUGACUCAGUACCAGCAUUCGAGUGGACAGAGACGAAUUAGAGUGACCACUGUUGCCAGAAAUUGGGCUGAUGCUCAGACACAGAUUCAAAACAUCGCUGCUUCUUUUGACCAGGAGGCGGCUGCCAUUCUUAUGGCCAGGCUGGCAGUGUACAGGGCUGAGACAGAGGAAGGACCUGAUGUUCUUAGGUGGUUGGACAGACAGCUCAUUAGACUGUGUCAGAAAUUUGGAGAAUAUCACAAGGAUGAUCCAAGUUCCUUCAGAUUUUCAGAAACCUUUUCCCUUUACCCACAGUUUAUGUUCCAUUUAAGAAGAUCUCCUUUCUUGCAAGUCUUCAACAACAGUCCUGAUGAAAGUUCCUACUAUCGCCAUCAUUUCAUGCGGCAAGAUCUGACUCAGUCCCUUAUAAUGGUCCAGCCAAUUCUAUAUGCCUAUUCUUUCAAUGGACCCCCAGAGCCUGUUCUUUUAGAUAGCAGCAGUAUUCUGCCUGAUCGCAUUCUUCUCAUGGACACCUUUUUCCAGAUCCUUAUUUAUCAUGGAGAGACCAUAGCUCAGUGGCGCAAGUCAGGCUACCAGGACAUGCCAGAGUACGAAAACUUCCGCCAUUUGCUCCAGGCUCCAUCAGAUGAUGCACAGGAAAUUCUUCAUUCCAGAUUUCCAAUGCCACGAUACAUAGAUACAGAGCAUGGAGGCAGUCAGGCUCGUUUUCUGCUUUCUAAAGUGAAUCCCUCUCAGACCCACAAUAAUAUGUAUGCCUGGGGUCAGGAAUCUGGAGCACCCAUUCUCACAGACGAUGUCAGUUUGCAGGUUUUCAUGGAUCAUUUGAAGAAACUUGCUGUAUCAAGUGCUGCCUAAGUGUGGAGUGCAACAGAUGUUGAUUAGCUGAAUCAACAUUUCAGCUUUAUUUUCCAUUUGAUGUACUUGUAAAACAAAUGCUCUGAUGGGUUGCAAGCUGCCUAACUACAUCUUAAAGUAGUGUAGUUUUCAGAAAAAGAGCACAUCAAAGGCCUAAGUACAAACUACAGUUUGGAAAAGUAAACCAAACUGGGAUAUAAUUCGGGGGGGGGGGGAGCUUUUUUGGUUUCCAUGAUACUGUAAUUUGUCUUAGUCCAUUGAUUAUAACUUUGUACUAUAUUUUAUAUUUGAACAGUCGAAAUUACUAUUCUGGCUUGCACUGCAGAAACACUAAAUGUUGUAAAAAAAAAGUCUAUUGUCAGCAAUGGGCUUUCAUGAUUUGCCUUCUGGCAUAUUCAUGUUUAUUCUUCUUGGCUAGAAAAGAACAAAGAAACUGACUAUAAAAUGCUAUAAAUCCAAUUUCUUGAAAUCGAAAAAUAUUUAUUUUCUGCAAUCAGUUGUAUGUUGAUGGUUUAGUAAGUGUUCAUUUUUGUUGGUUUUUUGUUAGGAAAUCUUUUCUAUAUUUUCUAAGUGAAGUUUAACAAGCAAAAAUUGAAACAAAUUUGUCAAUUGUUAUCCAGAGUUUACAAUUUGACAAUCAUUUGGAUAAUCUCUGGCAAAGCCUGUAAUUACUACACUUAAUUAAAACACUAUCAAAUCUGGGUGUUUUUAAAACAGAGGAGAAAAAUUGAUGUCCUACACCUGUCUACAGUGUCUACACAGGGAAAAACACAUAGUAUAGUACCAUAAACAAAAACAUAUUGCUGCCUAUUUCCAUAAGUAAAGUAUGCUUAUUUUAUUAUAGCCAUAUAAUGUUAUGACAUUGUGUGGUGCUUGUUUUUUUGUUCUGCUUCUGUUUUGUUAUAAAUUAUGCAGUUUAUGAUUCUUGUUGAAGCAGUAUUACACAGUACACACCAUAAUUGUAAUAAAUCUGGUAAUACUCAGUUUUAGCUUUGUUUCCUUGAGAAAAAAUAUAUUUGCUUUUUAAUAAUAAAGUUUUUAUGUCUAGAACA
Messenger RNA from Podarcis muralis (Common wall lizard), 3535 nucleotides. RefSeq names its product SEC23 homolog A, COPII component (gene SEC23A). Gene Ontology annotation, molecular function: zinc ion binding; GTPase activator activity. The record is from RefSeq and is a predicted model, not a curated record. Gene Ontology annotation, biological process: COPII-coated vesicle cargo loading; COPII-coated vesicle budding; intracellular protein transport. NCBI's taxonomy places the organism in Eukaryota, Metazoa, Chordata, Lepidosauria, Squamata, Lacertidae. Gene Ontology annotation, cellular component: COPII vesicle coat; endoplasmic reticulum exit site.